CUUACUCAGUCAAUGAUUUCAAUCUUAAUUCGACAAUACACACUGGAUAACUUGUGGUUGAAAAUGUGACCCCAACUUCGAGUUCAGUACAUUGCAUUGCGAUGGCUAAAGCUUGGACAUAUGUCCAAAGAUGAAGUGAUGCUACCCACUGCACUAGUAACUCAGUAUAUUGUAGUGCCAAAAGGGUGAAAGGAAGGGCACCAACCAUUAUUACCCCCCAGAUUUUGACCCAGCAAAACACAGGAACUUAAAUGCAUACCAUGGCACUCAUGCAUUGCGGGAAAGAGCCAGAAAACUACAUAAGGGGAUUAUGAUAAUAAGGUUUGAAAUGCCAUACAACAUUUGGUGUGAUGGCUGUAAGAAUCACAUUGGUAUGGGUGUCAGAUACAAUGCAGAAAAGAGUAAAAUAGGAAUGUACUACACAACACCACUGUACAAAUUCAGGAUGAAGUGUCAUUUGUGUGACAAUCACUUUGAAAUAAAAACGGAUCCAGCGAAUCAUGACUAUGUUAUUAUCAGUGGUGCAAGAAGAAAAGAACAGAGAUAUGACCCUAAGGAUAAUGAACAAAUAGAGACUGAGGAUAAAUCAGUGAAAAAGAAAUUGGCCACUGAUGCUAUGUUCAAACUUGAACAUGGUGUGGAUGAUAAAGCUAAAGUGCAGUCAGUGGCUUACACUUUAGAUCAACUAGAAGAAAUAAAGGCAGAGAAAAGAGAUGACUAUAUGUUGAACAGACGAGCAAGGGAUAUGUUUCGGAAGGAAAAAAGAGCCCUGAAAGACUCCCUUGAAGCUGACAAUGCAUUGAUUGCUCGUUCAUCCUUGGGUGUUUCUUUGGUGCCUGAAAAGGAAGAAGACGUGAAACUGGCUGGACUUAUGAAAUAUGCAUCAGCUAAAUCUUAUGAUGAAAAGCAACAAGAAAAAAGACAACAGAUAGAAUCCAGACCUCUUUUCCAGUCAAAAACGGAAGAAAAAUUGAAGAAGAACAAAGCUUUGCAAAUUUUACAUUCCAAAGGGAAACUGGGACAUCAAGAAAGUCCAUUUUCCUUGAAUUCUGUGACUAUCAGUCCUUUAACUGGUAUUGUUAAACAGAAAAAUAAGGGUGAGAGUAAGAGCCGUACUGCUUCAAAAGAGACAGUUAUAAACAAUAAAAAUAGUCAAAAUAAUCACGAACCCCAUACUGCAGAUUGUAAAAUUUCAGGAAAGGAAGCCCAGAAAAAUGCUUUAGGAAGUUUGAUGGACAACUAUGAUGAUAGUGAAAGCGAUACCAAUACAUAGUACAACAUAAAGAUUUCAUGAAGCUUUUCACAUUGCAAUGACAUAGCAUGUGGUACAUUUUAUUAAUCAUGUUCGGGUAUUUUGAUAAAAGUUAACUGCAAAACUGUGUCUUGGGUCAAUUUUAUCAUUUUACCUCUUUUGCUUUUAUGGGGCACUGUUUUAUCUAUUAUUUAUAUUUGGAUUUGGGCCGUUUUAUUUUUAAACCUGAUCCCCAUCCCACUCCAUGCUCACACUAGUUUGCCAGUAAUAAAUCAGUAGAACUUUAAA
Messenger RNA from Lingula anatina, 1540 nucleotides. Its product is annotated as coiled-coil domain-containing protein 130 homolog. NCBI's taxonomy places the organism in Eukaryota, Metazoa, Brachiopoda, Lingulata, Lingulida, Lingulidae. Gene Ontology annotation, cellular component: post-mRNA release spliceosomal complex; U2-type spliceosomal complex. The record is from RefSeq and is a predicted model, not a curated record. Gene Ontology annotation, biological process: mRNA splicing, via spliceosome.